GCGCCCGAGCCGCCGAGGAAGGAGCGGGGUGCUGAGUGAGGCUGAGAGCUGGGAGAAAAGAUGUUCACGGUACUGACCCACCAGCCAUGUGAACAAGCAGGCCUCAAGGCCCUCUACCGUACUCCAGCCAUCAUCACCUUGGUGUUGUUGCUUGUGAGUGUUGUGAUUCUUGUGUCUGUCACACUCAUCCAGAUCCACAAGCAAGAGGUCCUUUCUCCAGGACUGAAGUAUGGAAUCGUGCUGGAUGCCGGGUCUUCCAGGACCACAGUCUACGUGUAUCAGUGGCCUGCAGAAAAGGAGAACAAUACCGGAGUGGUCAGUCAGACCUUCAAAUGUAGCGUGAAAGGCUCUGGGAUCUCCAGCUAUGGGAAUAAUCCCCAAGAAGCCCCCAAAGCCUUUGAAGAUUGUAUGGGAAAAGUCAAGGGGCAGGUUCCAGCCCACCUCCAUGGGUCCACCCGCAUCUACCUGGGAGCCACGGCUGGGAUGCGCCUGCUGAGGUUGCAAAAUGAAACAGCAGCUAAAGAAGUCCUUGCAAGCAUCCAAAGCUACUUCAAGGCCCAGCCCUUUGAUUUUAGGGGUGCUCAAAUCAUUUCUGGGCAAGAGGAAGGGGUAUAUGGAUGGAUUACAGCCAACUAUUUAAUGGGAAAUUUCCUGGAGAAGAACCUGUGGCAUAUGUGGGUGCAUCCACAUGGAGUAGAAACCACAGGUGCCCUGGAUCUAGGUGGUGCCUCCACCCAAAUAUCCUUCGUGGCAGGAGAGAAGGUGGGGCUGAACACCAGCGACAUCGUGCAGGUGUCCCUGUAUGGCUACAUGUAUACACUCUAUACGCACAGCUUCCAGUGCUAUGGCCGGAAUGAGGCUGAGAAGAGGUUUCUGGCAAUGCUCUUUCAG
Galeopterus variegatus (Sunda flying lemur) is the source of this 891-nucleotide messenger RNA. RefSeq names its product ectonucleoside triphosphate diphosphohydrolase 3. The transcript has 7 exons. Gene Ontology annotation, molecular function: GDP phosphatase activity; UDP phosphatase activity. Lineage: Eukaryota; Metazoa; Chordata; Mammalia; Dermoptera; Cynocephalidae. Gene Ontology annotation, biological process: nucleoside diphosphate catabolic process. The annotation marks the transcript as partial. Gene Ontology annotation, cellular component: plasma membrane. The record is from RefSeq and is a predicted model, not a curated record.